AUGAAUUACAAUUUCACAAAUUCACCUCUACAUUUGAGUUCUUCUUCAUCCUCUUCAGAUGAUGAUGUUGAAAAUGUAGAAAUGAUUAAUAGUCUCGAGCAAGAAGAAUGGGCGAUACAUUCUGCUAUCGAAAAUAACAAUGCGGUAAUAGAAUACCUACGUAAUCCACAAAGCAGCCAUGUGAUUCAUGGAGGCUCAGUUCCUGGACGUUCUUUUAUCCAUCGAGAUCGAGAAAGCGCGCAUUGCAGAUUGUUCAACGACUAUUUCUCAGAGAAUCCAAUUUACAACGACACCAUGUUUCGUAGGAGAUAUUGUAUGUCUCGUUCUUCAUUCCUUCGUAUUGUUAAUGUUGUCGAAGACCAUGACAACUACUUUAGACAGCGAAAGGAUACAACUGGAAGACUUGGUUUAUCAUCUCUCCAGAAAGAAACAACCGUCUUUCGGGUGCUAGCUUAUGGUUUGCCCGCUGAUGCUACUGAUGAAUACAUCAAAAUUGGUGAAUCAACAGCAAUCGAAAGUAUGGGAAGAUUUUUUCGGGCUAUUGUGGAAAUAUUCUCAGAGGAAUACUUACGAUCCCCAGCACCUGCCGAUGUUUCAAGACUUCUGAAGAUUGGUAAAGAGCGAGGGUUUCCGGGAAUGUUGGGUAGCUUAGAUUGCAUGCACUGGAAGUGGAAAAAUUGUUUGACCGCUUGGGCUAGACAAUAUGCAGGUCGUAGUGCAUCACCAACUAUAAUUCUUGAAGCUGUUGCGGAUUAUGAUCUUUGGAUAUAA
Molecule: messenger RNA, 771 nt
Organism: Brassica oleracea var. oleracea
Lineage: Eukaryota; Viridiplantae; Streptophyta; Magnoliopsida; Brassicales; Brassicaceae
Exons: 1
Coding region: 1-771 (256 amino acids)
Source: RefSeq, a predicted model, not a curated record